Myripristis murdjan (pinecone soldierfish) is the source of this 1266-nucleotide messenger RNA. RefSeq names its product paired box 2a (gene pax2a). The transcript has 11 exons. Gene Ontology annotation, molecular function: RNA polymerase II cis-regulatory region sequence-specific DNA binding; DNA-binding transcription factor activity, RNA polymerase II-specific. Gene Ontology annotation, biological process: regulation of transcription by RNA polymerase II; anatomical structure development. Lineage: Eukaryota; Metazoa; Chordata; Actinopteri; Holocentriformes; Holocentridae. The record is from RefSeq and is a predicted model, not a curated record. Bases 1 to 1266 code for a protein of 421 amino acids.
AUGGAUAUUCACUGCAAAGCAGACCCCUUCUCAGCGAUGCACCGGCACGGCGGUGUGAACCAGCUCGGCGGGGUGUUUGUGAACGGCAGACCCCUACCAGACGUGGUGAGGCAGAGGAUCGUGGAGCUGGCCCACCAGGGCGUCCGGCCCUGCGACAUCUCCAGACAGCUACGGGUCAGUCACGGCUGUGUCAGCAAAAUCCUCGGCAGGUACUACGAAACCGGCAGUAUUAAACCUGGAGUCAUUGGUGGCUCCAAACCAAAGGUCGCAACUCCGAAAGUAGUGGAUAAAAUUGCAGAAUAUAAACGCCAGAACCCAACCAUGUUCGCCUGGGAGAUUAGGGACCGACUACUGGCCGAGGGCGUCUGCGACAAUGACACAGUUCCCAGCGUUUCAUCCAUCAACAGGAUUAUCCGCACCAAAGUCCAGCAGCCAUUCCACCCGUCCCCCGACGGAUCUGUUACGCCACUCUCCACGCCUGGUCACACCAUAGUGCCCAGCACAGCCUCUCCCCCUGUGACCAGCGCCUCCAACGAUCCCGUAGGAUCCUACUCCAUCAACGGCAUUCUGGGUAUCCCCCGCUCCAAUGGCGAGAAGAGGAAACGAGAUGAUGUUCUCUGGAGUGGCAACCACUUGGAUGGGAGGAAAAUAGGACAUUAUGGCUCUGAUGGCUCGGGCCCAGGCAGUGACUCUCAGGGCAGCGUGGAGAGUUUAAGGAAGCACCUGCGAGCGGACGCCUUCACCCAGCAGCAACUGGAGGCCCUGGACCGUGUGUUUGAGCGCCCCUCUUACCCUGAUGUCUUCCCCACUUCAGAACACAUCAAACCCGAACAGGCGAAUGAGUACUCCCUCCCCUCCCUGAAUGCAGGCCUGGACGAGGUGAAGCCCAGCCUUUCCACCAGCGCCAGCUCUGACCUGGCCUCCAGUGUCUCCCAGAGCUACUCUGUUGUCACAGGUCGAGACAUGGCCAGCACCACCUUACCUGGCUACCCUCCUCAUGUCCCCCCCACAGGACAGGGCAGCUACCCCACCUCCACACUCGCUGGAAUGGUUCCUGGAGGGGACUUUUCUGGAAACCCUUACUCUCAUCCCCAAUAUACUACUUACAACGAAGCAUGGCGGUUCAGCAAUCCAGCAUUACUAAUGCCGCAUCCCGUGGCUCCGCACCUCCCACUGCUGCCACUGCCUACGAUCGCCACUAGUUACCAUGGAGACCAGCUCAAACUGCAGGGCCAGGGCCUCGGCCUCCAUAUUGUCCCCGUCUGA